AUGAUGAGAAAAUGUUUACUGCUAUCAAUAGCCCUGGUGUGUUGCAACAUCCAUACUGAGGGUGUAUUGCAGUCUACACUGGUGCUGGAUAUGGCCAAGCUUCUACUGGAUAAUUACUGCUUUCCUGAAAAUCUGGUUGGAAUGCAAGAAGGCAUUGAACAAGCCAUCAAGAAUGGAGAGAUCCUGGACAUCUCAGAUUCAAACCUUUUAGCAACUGUUCUGACAGCUGGAGUGCAAGGAGCCUUGAAUGACCGACGCCUUGUGAUCUCUUAUGAGCCCACAGCUACUGCUGCUCCCAAGCAAGUAAUGGAGGCUUCUUUAACACCAGAGCAGCAUUUAAGUCUUAUCCAACAUACAGUGAAGUAUGAAGUGCUGGAUAACAAUGUGGGCUACCUAAGGAUUGACUACAUAAUUGGCCAGGAAAUUGUGCAGCAGAUUGCUUUUUUCCUGGUAGAAACAGUAUGGAAGACCUUGAUGGGGACAUCAGCUCUGGUAUUAGAUCUGCGCUAUGCUACUGGAGGGCAAGUUUCAGGCAUUCCAUUCAUUAUUUCUUAUUUAUACAAUGAAGACAAACUGCUGCAUGUAGAUACUGUGUACAAUAGGCCUUCUAAUACCACUGUGGAAAUCUUGACCUUGCCAAAGGUCUUGGGUGUGAGGUACAGCAAAGACAAGGAUGUAAUUUUGCUGAUAAGCCAACACACCACAGGUGUGGCUGAAGAUGUGGCCUACAUCCUCAAACAAAUGCAUAGGGUCAUAAUAGUGGGAGAGAGAUCAGCAGGAGGCUCCUUGGACAUCCAGAAAUUGCAGAUUGGCAAUUCCCAAUUCUAUAUGACAGUUCCUGUAUCACGUUCUAUGAGCCCAUUAAGUGGCAGUGGACAAAGCUGGGAAGUCAAUGGGGUGAUGCCAUGUGUAGCCAUCUCAGCGGAGCAAGCUCUGGAUAAAGCCUUGGCCAUUCUUUUACUACGCAAGACUAUUCCCAGUAGUAUGAGCUAUUUGAUGGAUGUUGUAAAGAACAACUACUCCAUGUUAGAACGAGUCCCCAUACUGCUGCAGCACCUCUCCACUUUUGACUAUUCUUCUAUCUUAUCAGCAAAAGACCUGGCCUCCAAACUCAAUACUGAACUACAGACCAUAUCUGAAGACCCACGCCUCUUCUUAUGGGUUCCUGCCUCAGGUGAAGUUGUAACUGCACAAACCAAUGUGCAGAUUGCCAUGGGAUCUGACUUGCCUUACAAUGAACAGUUCAUGAAAGCCCUAGUAGCUACCGUAUUCAAGGUGUCUAUAUUACCGGGCAAAGUGGGUUACAUGCGUUUUGAUGAGUUUGCUGAUGCUACAGUACUGGUAAAGCUAGGGCCAUACCUUCUCCAGCAAGUCUGGGAGCCACUACAAGCAACUGAUAAUUUGAUCAUAGACUUGCGCUACAACCCUGGUGGCCCAUCAUCAAGUGCUGUGCCAGUCUUGCUCUCUUACUUCCAAGAUCCCUCUGCUGGCCCUGCACACUUUUUUACCAUCUAUGACAGACGCACAAACCAGACCAAGGUUUUUAACAGCAGAGCUGAGAUGUUAGGCAAGCCCUACGGGGCACAGCGUAACAUCUAUUUACUCACUAGCCACCACACAGCUACAGCAGCUGAAGAAUUUGCAUACCUUAUGCAGUCCCUUGGCCGUGCCACCCUGGUUGGUGAGAUUACUGCCGGCAGCUUGUCUCACACACACACUUUUUGCAUCCUAGAGUUAGAAGGAGUGGGUUGUAGGCUUCUUAUUAACAUACCUGUCAUCACUUUCAUUGACAAUCAUGGAGAAUGUUGGCUUGGAGGUGGGGUGGUACCAGAUUCCAUUGUACUAGCUGAUGAGGCUCUGGAGAAGGCAGGAGAAGUGAUGAAAUUCCAUAAGGGCAUGGGAGCACUUAUUGAAAGAAUUAGACACUUGCUUGAGGCUCACUAUGCCAUACCUGAAAUGGCUAGACGAGUCAGUGGCAUGUUAAAUUCCAAGUUGGCCCAAGGUGGGUAUCGUACAGCAGUGGAUUUUGAUACACUUGCCUCUCAGCUGACCAGUGACCUUCAGGAAACCUCUGGAGAUCACCAGCUGCACAUAUUUCACAGUUAUGUUGAGCCUUCCCCAGAGGAGCAACUUCCAAACAAAACUCUCACCCCUGAGGAGCUGAGCUUUAUAAUUGAAGCUCUCUUCAAGGUGGAUGUGUUGCCAGGCAAUGUGGGAUAUCUGCGCUUUGACAUGAUGGCUGAGGCAGAGACAGUGAAGACCAUUGGGACACAAUUACUUCACAUGGUUUGGGACAAACUAGUAGAAACAGAUGCUAUGAUAGUUGAUAUGCGCUACAAUACUGGCAGUUACUCUACUGCAGUGCCCAUCUUUUGUUCCUACUUCUUUGAUGCUGAGCCCCAGCAGCACCUCUACACAAUCUUUGACCGUAGCAGCUCUCACAGUACUGAAGUGUGGACUUCAACACAAGUUUCAGGCAAACGUUAUGGCUCAACUAAGGAUGUUUAUAUCCUAAUUAGCCAUGUGAGUGGGUCAGCUGCUGAAGCUUUUACUCGCUCUUUGAAAGACCUCCAUCGUGCCACAGUAAUUGGGGAGCCCACUGUUGGUGGCUCACUCUCUGCAGGUAUUUACCAUGUGGACAGUAGUCCACUAUAUGCUUCCAUCCCCAGCCAGAUUGUGCUCAGCCCUAUCUCUGGCAAAGUGUGGAGCUUGUCUGGGAUACAGCCACAUGUUACUACCCAGGCUAUUGAAGCCUUGGUCUCAGCCCAGAACAUUUUUGUCUUGCGCACCAAACUGCUCAGUGUUCUGCAGACAGUGGGCAAACUAGUGGCUGACAACUAUGCCUUUGCUGAUAUUGGAGCUACAGUGGCAGCCAAACUUGCUGACCAUGCCAACAAAGAAACUUACAGAAAGAUCAACAGUGAACUGGAACUUGCUGAAAAAAUAGCAGCAGACCUAAAAGCUCUUUCUGGAGAUAGACACCUGAUGUUAACCCAUAUUCCUGAACAUUUAAGGGACCAAAUCCCAGGGAUUGUGCCAAUGCAGAUCCCUUCACCAGAAAUGUUUGAAGACCUCAUUAAGUUUUCUUUCCAUACCAAUGUGUUUGAAAACAACAUUGGCUACCUGCGAUUUGAUAUGUUUGGAUACUGUGAGCUUUUGUCCCAAGUCUCUGAAUUACUAGUGGAACAUGUUUGGAAGAAAAUUGCUGACACAGAUGCAUUAAUUAUAGAUAUGAGAUACAAUAUAGGAGGCCCUACAUCCUCUGUAGCAGCUCUAUGCUCCUACUUCUUUGAUGAAGGACAUCAUGUUCUUCUGGACAAAGUAUACAACCGACCAAAUGAUACCACCAGUGACAUUUGGACCCAUUCAGAGCUUACAGGUACACGAUAUGGCUUCAAUAAAGGCUUAAUCAUUCUCACCAGCCCUGUGACUGCUGGUGCUGCUGAGCAAUUUGUAUAUAUCAUGAAGAAACUGGGUAGAGCCUUCAUAAUUGGACAGAAGACCAGUGGGGGUUGUUACCCACCUCAGACAUAUCAUGUGGAUGACACUAACCUCUAUAUCACUAUCCCAACAUCUAGAUCUGUAUUUUCUGUUGAUGACAGUUGGGAGGGUGUGGGUGUGAGUCCACACAUGGCAGCUCCCACUGAGAUGGCGCUCAUCAAAGCGAAAGAAAUGCUCCUGAUGCAUCUCCAUGGUCACAGUAGUUUAGGGUAAGAAAGGAAAAAAAUCUCAAUUGAAGUACUGAGCAAGAAAUAAUUAAGAAAAAAAGAUGUCAGAUAAGUAUCCAUUUGUUUCAUUAGGAGUUUUGUUUCUGAAAAUCUGAGACCUCUAUAGCACCAACAAAUUUGAUGCAGAACUCUAAAGGUAGAAAACAAAGAGAAGAAAAAAGUUCAGGAUCCACUCCUCAGAUUUCAUUUUCUCCUUCACAGUCCCAGAGUCUGACUGCCUACACAUAUGCAUAGCUAGGAUGUAUAAUUAGAGAUAGCUCUGUUUAAUUUCAUGCAGGCAGUUAGAGUGAAGGCUUCAGGUUGUUUAUAUAAUUUUCUAUGUAUAUAUUUACUUUUACACGUAGCAUAUAGCAACAUAUAUCUUGUUUUGCUAGCUUGUGCCCUUUAUUCUUUCCUGAUUCAUGUAUGAUGAAUGAUCCCUAUGUAUGUAACUAAAAUAGUGUCUAUUUGCAGCCCAUUAAGUUCUGUACAAACUAGUUGGAAAUUUGUCAGAGUCAAGUCUACCACCCCAUCCACACAUGCACACACUUGUGGUAAUAAACAGUCUUGUCU
Molecule: messenger RNA, 4280 nt
Organism: Sceloporus undulatus (fence lizard)
Lineage: Eukaryota; Metazoa; Chordata; Lepidosauria; Squamata; Phrynosomatidae
Gene: RBP3
Product: retinol binding protein 3
Exons: 4
Coding region: 1-3714 (1237 amino acids)
Biological process (GO): proteolysis
Molecular function (GO): serine-type peptidase activity
Source: RefSeq, a predicted model, not a curated record